AUGACCACCACAAUUCAAGAAAUAGGGUACUCCUUUUUACAAGUAUAUUAUCAAAGGAUGAGUAAAGAUCCUUCAAAGGUUUCUUCUUUAUAUUCUAAUACGGCAGAAAUUACUCAUAUAAAUUAUCAAUUGACUUCAAAGCAUGAUGGGGAAAUAUUACCAACCAUUAAAAUUAUUGGUAAAGAUAAUAUUAGCAGUUUUUUUACCAGAAAUAAUAAAAAAGUGUGUGACUUACGUGUAAAGAUUGAUUCCUUGGAUUUUCAAAAUACUGGUGUAGGGCAUGAAAGCAUACUACUUUUAGUUACAGGUGAAAUGUUUUGGACGAAUACUCCAGCAUAUAGAUUUUGUCAAACUAUCAUUUUAGCACCCAUUCAACCAAACUCAUUAGUUUAUGAGGCAACUAAUGAUGUUAUUCGUUUCAUGCCUGAUAAUUUAGGUUUAUAUGAAUUGUCUGAAAUUGUUGAAAAAAACACUUCUCAAUCAUCAGAAAAAGCUGCUAUAAAAAGCAAUACUCAAUCAUCAGAAAAAAUUGCUACAAAAAGCAAUACUCAAUCAUCAGAAAAAAUUGCUACAAAAAGCAAUACUCAAUCAUCAGAAAAAAUUGCAGACUCAGCCGUUGUUUCUCCUAUUACAAACAAUACUACUGUCUCGAAUGCAAAAACUGACUCAGCUUCGAAGGAAAAAACUGAGUCUAAGAAUAUAAAAGAAAAAGUCACCAAACCAAUGGAAAUCUCAACACAACCAAUGGAAGAAACAAAUGACACUCCAAAGAAAGAUAAAGUCGAAGAAAAACCCAAGAACAAUACCAAUGUUUUGCAUUCUUCUAAGUCAAAUACUCAAAAGAGCAAUACCAAAGAAUCUACUGAAAAUAAGGAGUUGAAAAUUGUUGAAAACCAUGCAUCUGAAACUGUACAAUCACCUACUAACAAGUCUAGUGAAAAAAAUGCCACUAAGGAAUUAAGUCAAGUACCUACUCCUAGCUCAUCAAAUAUUAAGCCUGAACUUCAAGGAGAAAGCAAAUCCUCAGACUCAACUAUCUCUUCAGCUCCUUCUUCAAAUAGCAAUUCUAGCUUAACUAGCUCUGGUUCCACUGCUCCAUCUGAACCUCAAGUUAUCACACCACCUAAAAUGACUUGGGCUUCCAAAUUGUCUAAUGGCAGUACAGCUGGUUCGGGUAAGGGUCAUUCUGAAUUUACUAGAAUUGAGCAAACUACCACAACAAAUGUCCCUCAUCCAUCUAAAAAAGUAAACGAAAGGAAAACUGAGCUACCUUCACGUAAAGAGAAUUCAUCCUCAAGAAAUGGUAAAAAGAAAGCAUUCAGCACCGUUAAUAGAGAGGGAUUUUUCCCUAUAUACAUUCGGGGUACCUCUGGUGUCGAUGAGGACGUAUUAAAAGGUAUUUUAGAGAAUGAAUUUGGUACUAUCACAAGAAUGACGUUCUCUGAAAACUUUGCAGUUGCAGAUUUCGAAUUACAAUCAAGCCAAACUAACGCUAUUGAAAGAAAAUCUAUCAAAGCUGGUCCCAUAGAGGUGUAUUUAGAGCGUAAAACUGUGGGGAAAAAAUUUUCACCAACAGGAAGCAUUAAUAAUAGCACGUCAAACCAGCAACGUCCACAUAAGAAGCAUUACACAAAAAAGAGAGAUUAG
Messenger RNA from Henningerozyma blattae CBS 6284, 1647 nucleotides. It is a transcript of the gene BRE5, whose product is annotated as Bre5p. Bases 1 to 1647 code for a protein of 548 amino acids. Gene Ontology annotation, biological process: protein deubiquitination; ribophagy. The transcript has a single exon. The record is from RefSeq and is a predicted model, not a curated record. NCBI's taxonomy places the organism in Eukaryota, Fungi, Ascomycota, Saccharomycetes, Saccharomycetales, Saccharomycetaceae. Gene Ontology annotation, cellular component: cytosol; Ubp3-Bre5 deubiquitination complex; ribonucleoprotein complex. Gene Ontology annotation, molecular function: mRNA binding.